Molecule: messenger RNA, 360 nt
Organism: Clunio marinus
Lineage: Eukaryota; Metazoa; Arthropoda; Insecta; Diptera; Chironomidae
Source: the annotation of a GenBank genome assembly
AUGAUUCAGUACAAAUAUGUGAGAAAUGGAAAAGCGAAUGGUAAAGAAAUACUCCAAAAUAUAUUGCUUAGCGUAGGCUGGUUGCACAUUAAGUAUACAAAUUCUUCAGUCUUUCUCAUUCCGUUCAUUGUUCGUCUUGUUAACAAACACAUAAAAAUGUUGGAAAUUACUUUUGUGCCAUGGCAACGAUUGCUUUUGGCACUUCCUUUGGCUUUUCCUUCAGAAAUCAGCGAAAAUAACCGAGGUAUCAAUUUAGCACUAACAGUUGACGCUAUGGUGCUUCCCCACAUGCCAUUAACUCUAAAUAAGGCUACCAUAAGGCAGCUUAAGAAAUUCUUCACUAGUCCAACACAUAACUAA